Molecule: messenger RNA, 1166 nt
Organism: Pygocentrus nattereri (red-bellied piranha)
Lineage: Eukaryota; Metazoa; Chordata; Actinopteri; Characiformes; Serrasalmidae
Gene: il12a
Product: interleukin 12a
Exons: 7
Coding region: 228-860 (210 amino acids)
Biological process (GO): immune response
Cellular component (GO): extracellular region
Molecular function (GO): interleukin-12 receptor binding; growth factor activity
Source: RefSeq, a predicted model, not a curated record
CUCAGUCUCGAGAGACUGUUAUUUCCAGUUUCAGUCCGUUACAGUCUCAGAGCUGCAGCCUUACUCGCCUUGUGGUCAUCCACACGCACUGAAGAUGUUUAUGGGAAAUCCCUUCCAUGGGAUGCUUAUAAAAAAAGGGCUCCACAUUACCGGCCUCUAAACUGCUCCAAGGCACAGCACGAGGACAGGACGAGAAGCCCGAGGAGAUACUGACACUCUCACUAACCAUGUACAGCACGGCUUUGUGUCUGGUCACUGUUGCGCUUCUCUGCGGAGGAGCUUUGGCGAAUCCAGUACCCAGCAGCGCGCCGCCGGGGCCGGACGCAGCGCUCUGCACCAGACAUGCCAGAUCUCUUCUGUUCGGGCUGAGGAGAGUCCUGGAUGCAGCGCUGGAGGAACGGAGGGGCAGCGGCGCCUUGUUCCACGGCUUUAACUGCACGGAGCUGCGCGCUGAACUGAGGCCCGACAGCCAGACGGUCGCUGUGUGCCAGCCCGACCAGUAUGUGACGUGUUUUGACCAAAACAGCUCUUCAUUCAGUGAGUCUGAAUGUCUGGAGAACAUCAGAGGAGACCUGCAGCAUUACAAGCUGAUGCUGAGAGACUAUGUGAAGACUCUGGAUCAGAAGCAGAAAUCUCAAUCCAUCACUGAGCUCACCUCCAUUACCAGCCUGAUACAAACCCUUCAGGAGGAAUGUCCACUACUGCCAAAAAGCAAGGAGCCCCAAACAACAACCUGGGUAGCCACAGACCCGUUCUAUGACCGCAUGGAUCUGUGCAAAUGGCUGAAGGGUCUCCACAUCCGCACCGUCACCAUCAACAGAGUGCUCGGCUACAUCAGCGCUGGGGAGUACAAGAAAUAAGCCUGCGAUUUCACUAUUGUCGUCAUCGUCAUCAUCAUCAUCAUUGUUGCCGUCAUCCUAAAUCUCGUUUCCUAACAUUCGUUAUUUUAACCCUAACCAUGACUAUGUGAAAGAUCCAACUCCGCACUACUGUUUUCUCCACACACCGUUCAUCCAUUUCAGCCCUGUAAUGCUACAAGAACUGUUCAGAAUGCAAAAUAUUUUUGCAUAACGAAAUAAUGUAUAAGCUAGCUACGUCUCCGUGGAGAUGGAGGCGCUGUGGUGCCUUGAUCCAUGGUGGUUAUUUAAAUUAUUUAUAUUUAUUGA